GCGUCAUCAACAUUGCAAAAUGGCGUCAUGCAGUGGCGGAGGUGAAGAUCGCAGAAAGAACGUAACUUAUGUGAUUAUCAACAAUAUUCCGAAGACAUAUCAUGCUGCAGAUUUAAGAAACUUCUUCUCGGAGUUCAUUGAGACAUGCGGGUUUGAUUGCUGCCACUUCCGGCACCGACCAGAAGUGCAAAAAGUAUCAACAGCACCCGAGAGCACUGGCUGUGACAAUGCUGCGACAAGAAAAGUAACGACCUGCUGCAUCGCCCGCGUACUGGACGACCGUGUUGAUGCCUUUCUACGCACGUACGACAAGAAACACUGGGUUGGACGCGACGGCCAAACGCUACCCACGAAAUGUUUCAUAAAACGGGCUCGAGUGAAACCAGACGGCCUUGCUAAAACGCAAUACAGGACACGCAAAGAAAUCAAAGCGAGCAAUAAAGAUCACGGUGCCUUCACGGAGUCGGACCUUAAAAACCUAAUCGAGAUGCAUCCACCGCAAGCGAUGCCAAAUGGCAACGUAGGCACACCGACAAAAGUGUUCCUGGAUAUGAUUCGGGCCUGUAAGCUUCCACCGUAUAUCAUCAAAAAGUUGGGGCUCGAGUUCCCACGUAUGAGAGCAAAGGGGAUGUACGGGAGUGUAGCGUUUGAUUAUGGGAAUAAACCGAAUAAAGUGAAAGUGUCGCACGACGCAGAAAUGGUUAGGACAGCGCGUGGUGACAUAAUAUCGGAUGCGGUGACACCUCAUACUAACACUGGUAAAGAAAGAUUGCAACCGGAUUCCGAUGAUGAAGUGGGGAAGGAGCAGGAUGAGGAGGAAAGUGAUGAUGAGGAAUGUGAAGAGUGGGACAGGCAUGCAUCAUUGCAUAAUGAUGUCACAUCCCAAGAACGGACAAGACAACGACUGUUUGAGGAAGAGAUGGAAGUUGUUUGGGAGAAAGGGGGUUCAGGUCUCGUAUUUUAUACAGAUGCGCAGCAUUGGGAUGAAGUCGAAGGAGACUUUGAUGCAAAAACAUCCGACGACUGGGAUGUCGACAUGAGUGUCUACUAUAACCCAGGUGCUGGAGAUAAGGAUGCCAGAGACUUCGUGUCGAUGCGGCACUUUGACAGAUUGCGUGAUGGAACAGAAACGGAUGACGACAAUAGACUAGCAUCCUUCGAGAAGCACACAAAGGGGUUUGGGAGUCGCAUUAUGAAGGAGCAAGGCUGGAGUCAAGGCAAAGGCCUCGGAAAGUCGUUUGAAGGCAUGUCCGUUCCAAUUGACGACGCGGGACAGCAUCCUUGGGAUCGAUCGGGAUUCGGAUUCCGAGGAGAAAAGCUGGUGCGGCACUUUCGGAAGAAGCGGAGGCGUGGACCCUGGAGCAGAAACGGCCACGAUCCAGAUGUCCUCAUCACAACCAUUUAUGAUGACCACACAGUCACAGAUCCAGUGGAGCCUUUGCUGCGAUCACACGAGCCCACUUACAUAAGGUUCAAGAAGCCUUUUGUCAAGGAACAACAGCCGUAAUAAUGACAAGUGCUAUGACCUUGACAUGAACACAGAGCGAAUGGGAAUCACCCGCGGUGGACAAGUUCGUUCUUUCCUGACAUGAAGAAUUCCUGCAUCAAAGGAAAUGGAACAUCGGAGCACCCAAUCGAAAAUCCGGCCUGGAGCUCCUAUUCCCAGAUGUGUGCAAAGUAAAUGCUAGCACGAAGUGUUGUGCUUCGUUACUCAUGUUGCACCGUGGGAGGUGGCGUUUGGCAAAAUACGGACAAAUUCAUCAACUUCAGUGCCUAAUAUUAUUUAAUAAAAAAAAAUAUCGAAGAUGC
Molecule: messenger RNA, 1809 nt
Organism: Ornithodoros turicata
Lineage: Eukaryota; Metazoa; Arthropoda; Arachnida; Ixodida; Argasidae
Product: G patch domain-containing protein 3-like
Exons: 6
Coding region: 20-1507 (495 amino acids)
Biological process (GO): negative regulation of RIG-I signaling pathway; negative regulation of type I interferon production; positive regulation of DNA-templated transcription
Molecular function (GO): nucleic acid binding
Source: RefSeq, a predicted model, not a curated record